UGAUGGGUUUGGAGGGUUCCCUGUUGUGGCCUUUGUUUGCAUUGGCAUCAUGUGUGAAAUUAAUGCUUGUUCCGGCAUACCAUUCCACGGACUUUGAGGUACAUCGUAAUUGGUUGGCCAUAACCAACUCACUGCCUCUGAAACAAUGGUAUUAUGAGGCGACCAGUGAAUGGACCUUAGAUUAUCCACCAUUCUUUGCCUACUUUGAAUGGGUGCUAUCAAAAUUCGCUGCAUUUGUAGACCCCAAAAUGUUGGAAGUCAAUAAUCUUAAUUAUGCCUCAACGGAAACAAAAUAUUUCCAAAGAAUAUCUGUAAUGGUUAUGGACUUUAUUUACAUGUAUGGAGUAUGGCGUUGUUUAAGAUCCCUUAAACUAAUGGGCGUGAAAAUGCAUCAAGCCUCUGUGGAAGUGUUUUUACUGCUAAACAUUGGUCUCAUAUAUGUGGACCACAUUCACUUCCAGUAUAAUGGAUUUCUUUUUGGCAUUCUACUGUUGAGUAUAAGUUACUUACUCGAAGAACGUUAUGUCAAGUGUGCAUUCUUCUUCGCAUGUUUGCUGAAUUUUAAACACAUUUUCAUUUAUAUGGCACCGGCGUUUGGAAUUUACCUGUUGCGUCAUUAUUGUUUAGAUCCUAGUAAAAAUCCAUUAUUUGCCUUUGUGAAAUUGCUGGCAGCUGGACUGACACCAUUUGUGGUCUCGUUUGGACCAUUUUGGCAACAUAUACCGCAGGUGUUGAGUCGUCUAUUUCCCUUUAAACGUGGUCUGACACAUGCCUAUUGGGCACCGAAUUUUUGGGCUCUUUAUAAUACUGCGGAUAAAGUUGCUGCUGUUGCGUUGAGGGCUCAUUCAAAAUCUGGUGCAUCAACCACAUCGGGUUUGGUCCAAGAAUUUGAACAUGUCGUAUUGCCAUCUGUUCGGCCGAUGGUCACAUUUGUCCUAACUCUUGUAUCGAUGAUACCGAUUUUGUUAAGUCUGUGCCGUUUUAAACAUAAGAGAGAUAGUAAAAUUGCAUUUAUACGCGCCGUGGUAAUUUGUUCGGCUUGUUCCUUUAUGUUCGGUUGGCAUGUUCAUGAGAAAGCCAUACUGAUGUGUUUGAUACCACUUUGUUUCUUGUUCUGUGUCAGUGCCACGGAUGCGAAAUAUGCCUUUAUGCUAAGUGCAGUGGGUUAUUUCUCUCUAUUCCCACUACUGUUCCAGGUGGAUUUAUUCAUCAUACGCUAUUCGUUGUAUUUGGCGUAUAUGGCAUUCAUGUAUUUGGCCUAUGUACGUUUCUAUCAGACAUCACCCGGUAUGAACCUGCUGGAAGACCUUUACAUUUAUGGUUUGGUAUUGAUACCAAUCUAUGAACAUAUUAUUGGACCCAUGACAGGACUAAAUGACAAGUUGCCAUUUGUACCACUACUAUUGUAUUCAUCAUAUUGUGGUGUGGGUGUCCUAUAUUGUUUUAUACGUUACUAUAUUUAUGCAUUAGAACCUAAGCUUGAUACGACAAUUAUUAAGACUAAUAAGCAAACACAACAAAAACAACAAACUAAAUUAAAAUCAAAACAUGUAACAACUACUUCGGCUUCCAAGUCGAAUGGUGGUGGCAAUCAAGAUAGAAUCAAGACCACUGUAAAGUUGCCGGCAGAGAAGUCGAAGGAGAAACUGAAAUAA
Musca vetustissima is the source of this 1655-nucleotide messenger RNA. RefSeq names its product probable dolichyl pyrophosphate Glc1Man9GlcNAc2 alpha-1,3-glucosyltransferase. Bases 3 to 1655 code for a protein of 550 amino acids. The transcript has 4 exons. The record is from RefSeq and is a predicted model, not a curated record. Lineage: Eukaryota; Metazoa; Arthropoda; Insecta; Diptera; Muscidae. Gene Ontology annotation, molecular function: dolichyl pyrophosphate Glc1Man9GlcNAc2 alpha-1,3-glucosyltransferase activity. Gene Ontology annotation, biological process: protein N-linked glycosylation. Gene Ontology annotation, cellular component: endoplasmic reticulum membrane.